Molecule: messenger RNA, 659 nt
Organism: Pipra filicauda (Wire-tailed manakin)
Lineage: Eukaryota; Metazoa; Chordata; Aves; Passeriformes; Pipridae
Product: probable tRNA N6-adenosine threonylcarbamoyltransferase
Exons: 5
Coding region: 108-659 (183 amino acids)
Cellular component (GO): EKC/KEOPS complex; cytoplasm
Source: RefSeq, a predicted model, not a curated record
GAGGGGAGGGCGGAAGUGGCGUCACGGCGCAGGAGCGCGGAGCGGCGGGAGGAAGACCCGGGAGCUCCGGGACGUCGUUUUCUUUUUCCCGGGGGCCGUGUGACGUCAUGCCGACCGUGCUGGGCCUGGAGGGCUCCGCCAACAAGGUGGGCGCGGGGGUCGUGCGGGACGGCGCCGUCCUCAGCAACCGCCGCGCCACCUACGUCACCCCGCCGGGACACGGGUUCGCCCCCGGGCCCACCGGGCGGCACCACCGCGAGCGGCUCCUCGGCCUGGUCGGGGCCGCGCUCCGGGACGCGGGAGUGGGGCCGGCCGAGCUCGACGGGGUGGCCUUCACCAAAGGCCCGGGCAUGGGUGCCCCGCUGGCCGUGGUGGCCACGGUGGCCCGCACGCUGGCCCAGCUGUGGGCGCUGCCCCUGCUCGCCGUCAACCACUGCGUGGGGCACAUCGAGAUGGGGCGGCUGCUCGGGGCCGCCCCCGACCCCGCCGUGCUCUACGUCAGCGGGGGCAACACACAGGUGAUCUCGUACUCGCGGCGCCGGUACCGGAUCCUGGGGGAGACCCUGGACGUGGCCGUGGGGAACUGCAUCGACCGCCUGGCCCGGCUGCUCUUUGGAGACAUCACGUGGCUGCAUGACAUUGAGCUGGGAAACCUCUAG